This is a messenger RNA of Plectropomus leopardus (leopard coralgrouper), 3752 nucleotides long. It is a transcript of the gene mrs2, whose product is annotated as magnesium transporter MRS2. Lineage: Eukaryota; Metazoa; Chordata; Actinopteri; Perciformes; Serranidae. Gene Ontology annotation, cellular component: mitochondrial inner membrane. The record is from RefSeq and is a predicted model, not a curated record. Gene Ontology annotation, biological process: mitochondrial magnesium ion transmembrane transport. Gene Ontology annotation, molecular function: magnesium ion transmembrane transporter activity.
UCCAUGAUGCUAACUUUGACAGCUUGUUUUCGGACUAAAGCCCAGCCUAAUGUGUCGAUUCGGCAAAGUCUGUAGUUAGCGGCAGGACUCACUUGUAUCUUCGUUUACUGUCAUUAAUUGUAAAUGGAUAAUUAACGAAGAGCAUAAGCUGUUCUGUUCCUCGAAACUGAGCUAACUAGCAUAACCAACAUGCAGGGCUACAAAGCACUCCUGAAAACACUGUGAGGAAAGUUAGGUAAGACAACAUACAGUAUGACUAGCAUUACGAGAGGCUACGUUAACCAAUAUUUGCUAAUAAUGUAAGUACGAACUGCCAUUCUUGUACCUGCGGUUAUGGACCUACUGGUCUAAAGAGUAAACUGUCAAACAGCUCGAGGACACAGAGGAGCCACCAACCAGAGCACCCAGAGAUCAUACACACUGUCAUCUUUUUACGACACUCCUGAACUCCCUCUUUCUGUGCUUAUGUGGCCAAAGCUUCCUUUUCUCCGGCUGCUGGACGUGUCAGGACCUCCGUGCUGCAGCAGUGUCUGCGUGUGGAGAUGAAACUACACAAGGUGCUGCUGUCUGGCUGCAUUAACUGCACCAGGAUGUAUCUGCUAUUUGGUGGGAACUUUUACUCAAAACGACUUUUCAGCUCUUUGGGAAUGGGUGGGACUCGAACCCUUAUCCUCUGUGGUGCCCGCACGGUACUCUACCCACAGAAGUACACCGUGCCACUUGGAAAUAGAAAACUGGGAUUGUACAGCAGGAGUUACAGUGUUGUUGGUUUAAAUGGACCCUGCAGUCAAGCACUGUCAAGGUGUCAGCCCAGGAGAUCUCAGUCUGCUGUGGCAACAGAGGAGAACCUGCUGCAAGGAGGUGCAACACGGCCAGUGUCCUUUAUCCGCCACAGAGUGACAGACGUUUCCAGCGUGUCUCCAGCUUUUGUAGUGAUGAAUUUUGACCAAGAGGGAAACGUGACAACAUUUGAGAAAAAGAAAACAGAGCUUUGUCAGGAGCUAAGUCUUCAGGCCAGAGACCUUCGCUUUCAGCACAGUACCAGCCUCAUCCCAAGGAACAACUGCAUUAUCAUACGAUUGGAGUCUUUAAAAGCCAUUGUAACCCCGCAGUCCCUGCUGGUGUUAGAUUUCCGUGGUGCUGGAUUUGAACGAUGGCUGGUAUUGGAAUUGGCCCCACAGCUGGCAUCACAGUCCCACUCUCUGCCUUUCGAGUUCAGAGCACUAGAGGCAAUCCUGCAGCACAAGAUAAACACUCUACAAGCUCGGCUGAAUGAGGUUGAACCGGUAAUGUUGGACACGCUGGAAUCCCUGGUGGAUCCAAAGAUCCUUUCGGUUGAUAGAACUAAACUACAUAUACUGCUGCAAAACAGUAAGAGUUUCCCUGAUGACUCUUGUUACUCUGACAGCUUAUCAGAGUUGGAGACAGACAUAAAAGUCUUCAAGGAUACUUUGCUGAAGAUUUUGGAUGAGGAUGAGACGAUUGAAGAACUCUGUCUGACCAAGUGGACAGACCCGAGAGUUUUUGAGGAGAGCAGUUUGGGUAUUGACCAUGCUGAGGAGAUGGAGCUAUUACUGGAGAAUUACUUCAUGCAGGCUGAGGAGAUGGGGAACAAAACCAGAGAGCUGAAAGGGCUGAUAGAUGACUCGGAGAGUGUCGUCUUUAUCAAUCUGGACAGCCAUCGUAACGUGAUGAUGCGGCUGAAUCUGCAGCUGGCGAUGGGCUCCUUCUCCCUUUCCUUAUUCGGUCUGAUAGGCGUGGCCUUUGGAAUGAAUUUGGAGUCGUCCUUUGAAGAGGACCCUCGUGUUUUCUGGCUGGUAACAGGCUUCAUGUUCUUGGGCAGCGGGCUGAUAUGGAGACGACUGCUGUCAUUUCUGGGACGACAUCUCGAGCCUUCAGUUCCCCCUAUAAUCCCUCAAGUUUGGAAGAGAAAUAUGAAAGCAUCGGACAUCAAGGCGGGAGUCAGAUGAUGUUCUACCUCCGCUCUGUAAAAUGCCACAGACCUCCUACAGACUCAACAGCUUUAGAGACAAUUGUUUUCCCACCCUGGAUCUCCUGAACUCUCUGUGAAGGCUGGAAAUUAACAUUUUUUUUUUUUUUACCCUCCCAUGCCUCAAGAAGAGGUUGAGACUGUAUCCAAAUGUCCGGGGACUCCAGUGUGUUGUGCGUGCCUCUGUGUCCCUAUUAAUAUGUGUCAUUCUAUGUUGGAGUGAUUUCAGAUACUUGAUCAGAUGCCUUCAUGUCACAUCACAUCAUAUCUUCAUAUAUGUGGAUAAAAUGUGGGCACAGAGUAUUGCUCUGUCAUCAGUGGUUUUAGAUCAGUGAGUGGACGCGUGGGCGAGUGAACUGAAACAAAUAAUAAGCCAACUAACAUGAUAACUACAUGACAUGCUAAGAUAUUGCCUAAUUUCAUAGGUGAAAAACGUGUGUUAAUAAGUUAUAAAUCAUAUUAUUUAAAUUAAUGUAAAUCAAAUGAAUGUGUAAAGUCUAUCGUGAAGGUUUAUAGAGUGUUAUUUUCUUUGUGUAAGUAAGAAUUUGCUUUUGUUGAGAUGAGUAGUUACAGCGUGCGACUGUGACAGAAAUUAGACAACAAGGACCUUCUAAAACAUUAGCUUCUCAGCAAAUAAAUGAUUUAUGAGAUGUUAAUCUGACAUCAGAUGUGACUGUCAACACUGCUGAUUUAAAGCAGUGGCACACAGAACACAAUGCCAGGCCUUUCUGACGUAACAACGGCUGAACUAUCUCAGCAAUUUUUCUUAAACAUUUUGCCAGUUUUGUUUUGUUGACAUUGCGUGACACUUUGCCACUGUGAGUAUUUUAAAUCGACCUUUGACCCAAACUAAAGGGGUCUGAACACAUGAGCAACUUUCAGGAUUAUGACUUAGAAGCUGAUAUAGACUUUGUCUUGCACCUAUAUGCAUUUGCUGUCAGCAUUCAAACGUUAAAGGUUCAGUGUGUUGGAUUAAGUGGCAUCUAGCGGUGAGAUGGCAGAAUGCAUGAAGGAGAGCUGUCGUGGCCGACGAGAAAAUGUGAAUGGUCCUAUCUAAAGCCAGUGUUUGAUUUGUUCAUUCUUGCCUACUGUAGAACAACAUGGCAGACUCCAUAGAAGAAGACCAUUAUACAGAUAUUAUGGCUAUUUCUAGGGUAGUGAAAACACAGUGAGUGUGAUUUGAAGAUGAUUAGAAACUAAUGAAAACAUAGUUAUGAAUGUAAUAUACCAUUUCUGCCAGUAGAUGCCGCUACACGCCACACACUCAACCUUUAAAGACUGGAACUCAAUGACAACAUGUAAAAACCAUCUACCAAAGGAAAAUUUGUCAUUCUUGUCUUGUUGCCACAUUAUACACAUUGACACCCCAUGCCUUACAGCAGGAGGUGUCAGGAUACCUUCAACAAAUUAUAAGGGUCUUGAGAUGAUUAACAGGACAGGGAAGCAAAAAAAAACAUAUUUAAGAUUCAAAACGUCCAUACAGUACGUCCUGUCCCGUCACCUUAAUUUAUUAGAUAAUUUUGUUUUUUUUUAAAAAUCAUUUUACCUCUGGUUUUCCUGGUCAAAGCUGAUUGACAUUAAGCAAAUGGUGACAACAUCAAUCAUCAGUGGACAUGGCUUCAUUUUCGGGGUUCAUAAACCCAAAAUGUUUGAAAGCACUGCCUUAUAGUACCUUGUAUUUUUUCUAAAAAAAACCCAGCCUUCACCUUCUGACUGUUGUAUCUAUGUAUUAUAUUUAAUGCCUAUUAAAUGAAAACCAGCA